Ilex paraguariensis (yerba mate) is the source of this 645-nucleotide messenger RNA. The record is from the annotation of a GenBank genome assembly. NCBI's taxonomy places the organism in Eukaryota, Viridiplantae, Streptophyta, Magnoliopsida, Aquifoliales, Aquifoliaceae.
AUGCUUGUGGUUGACCUUGAGGAGGAGGGAAGGCCUGUGGUGUACCUGGAGGAUGAGGAGGAAAUGCUUGUGGUUGACCUGGAGGAGGAGGGAAGGCUUGUGGUGGAGCUUGGGGCGGCGGGUUUUGUGGUGGGUAAGGGACAGGCUGAGUUGGAUAUGCCGAUGGACUUUGAGGAGGGAAUUGUUCAGGUUGUUGUGGGUUUUGACUUGGCUGAUGAGGUGGUGGUGGUGGAACUGGUGGAGACCGGUGGUAGUGCAGUGGUUGGCUUUCUUCUGGGUUAUUUUCAGGCGUGUUGUAUGUCUCAUGUUGGUAGUUCUCUUGCUGAGUUUCUUCGCUUAGAUAACUCUCAUAGGGUGGUGGAGGUAUAUCAUCAAAGGUUUCUAGUGGUGCCUCAGUUACUGGUUCAUAAAGAUCUUGAUCUUGAGGCUGUGGGUAGGAUUGAGGGUGGGAUUGAGAUGGGUCCUGGUAGUAAGCAGGAGUUGGAUUUGCCUUUGACUUUAGAGUCCGUAAUGCAAUGCUAUGUUGGUGGAAACAUCAGAGGGGUUGACGUUGACUCCGGCAUCCUCCAAAUUCCAAUCCAUCCUUUGCGUAAACGGCUGGCGACCCAUGUGCGCAUCACUUUGUUGUCGGCCUCGUCUACAUGA